Marasmius oreades (fairy-ring Marasmius) is the source of this 408-nucleotide messenger RNA. RefSeq names its product Cytochrome c oxidase subunit 6B (gene COX12). The record is from RefSeq and is a predicted model, not a curated record. Lineage: Eukaryota; Fungi; Basidiomycota; Agaricomycetes; Agaricales; Marasmiaceae. Bases 63 to 326 code for a protein of 87 amino acids. Gene Ontology annotation, cellular component: respiratory chain complex IV; mitochondrion. The transcript has 6 exons.
UUCCGCUAUCGCCCGUUUCACGCUCAACCAAAACCUCCUUCACCACAACACUCCAGUACACAAUGUCUGAGGAGCAAAACGACCUGGCCUCCAAAUACGUCCUCAAGACUGUCGGCUUCGAUGCCCGUUUCCCUAACCAGAAUCAAACCAGACAUUGCUUCCAAAGUUACUGCGACUACUUCAAGUGCAUCACCGCCAAGGGAGAAGAUUACGCUCCUUGCAAGCAGUUCAAGAGAACGUACCACUCACUUUGCCCCAAUGAAUGGAUUUCAAAGUGGGAUGAGCAGCGUGAAAAUGGGAACUUCCCAGCUGUGUUGGAUCCUUGAACAUCUCGCUGUAUAGGACGUUUGUAGUGUUUUUUAAAGUCAAUAAGCUUGAAUUUAGAACAUGACUAUUCACAAGUCUCAA